AUGCGGAGCUCUCUGCGCGUGGGAAGGAGUAGCGCCCAGCUGUACCAGACCCGGAAUAUUGCUGAAGCAGAUUUGAUUUAUGAAUGGACUCCCUGGUUAAGCAGCAGUAGUCCUCGGGACAACCCAGUCGGUGACAAUGAAACAUUAGCACACCUGCUACAGGUGUAUCCUGUUGAUGGAUGCGCUUAUCCAGUAAGAAUUGAGUGCAGGGAAAGAUACACCAUGAAAACCCCAGAAUAUCUGCGAGACCGUGUGGGUGUGACCAUCGCACACCUCUGCGACUUGAACGAGGGACUUCUGUGUCUCAACAGUGACAAUGCGGCGUCAGCGCCGUGCCCAGAUUUUGAAGUUCGGUUUAUUUGUGCUGGAAAGAGAAGUAAGAUUAUUACACCCUUUUUAUUCAAGGCUUGAUUGACUGGACCGUAAA
Molecule: messenger RNA, 427 nt
Organism: Acanthaster planci (crown-of-thorns starfish)
Lineage: Eukaryota; Metazoa; Echinodermata; Asteroidea; Valvatida; Acanthasteridae
Biological process (GO): cell surface receptor signaling pathway; adenylate cyclase-activating G protein-coupled receptor signaling pathway
Cellular component (GO): plasma membrane
Molecular function (GO): G protein-coupled receptor activity
Source: RefSeq, a predicted model, not a curated record